This is a messenger RNA of Phyllostomus hastatus (greater spear-nosed bat), 1683 nucleotides long. It is a transcript of the gene REELD1, whose product is annotated as reeler domain containing 1. Lineage: Eukaryota; Metazoa; Chordata; Mammalia; Chiroptera; Phyllostomidae. Gene Ontology annotation, molecular function: oxidoreductase activity, acting on metal ions. The record is from RefSeq and is a predicted model, not a curated record.
GCAGGAAAGGGCAGGAUGGGAGUCCCCGCAGCCCUUGCAGGCUGGCUCUGUGCGGCCUUCUGCCUGGCUUCCUGCUCCUCCGCCUUCUCCCACGGCUCCGGCCCGGUGGCCUGUGAGGACAUGCGGCCCCGGCACAUCCACGGCCAGCCUCAGAGCCCCCGGACACACCACGUCACCAUUCACACCAGCAGGUCUUCCUACUCGCCAGGGGACACUGUGCCAGUGACCGUGAGGAGCGGCCGUGACUUCGUGGGGUUCCUGCUUCAGGCUCGGAGAGCGUCUGGUCAUCAAACAGCCGGCACUUUCCUGCUCAUCCCCCCUCGUUCCAAACUUAUGGCUUGUUUCGGAGCGGCCGACACGGUCACCCACGCGGACAAGUCCCGGAAGAGAACCCUGUCCUUCGUGUGGAAGGCCCCCGCCCAGCCCGUGGGGGACAUCAGAUUCCUUUUGUCAGUCGUCCAGUCCUACUUCGUGUACUGGGCAAGGAUCGAAUCACCUGUUGUGUCUCAGCAGACACACAGCAGAGCCCAUCCCGACGGCCGCGUGGCACUGGGCCCACCAGUGCCAACUUCUGGGCAGAGGCCGGAGGAUAUUCAAGGACCUGUGCCAGCUCCCAGGCUGCCCAGCCCUCUUUUGCAGCGGCGCGCAGAUGCCCCUGCUGUUGCCCUGGCUGGGGCUGCAGGGGAGGACAGCUCAGGUCCUGUUCCGGCUGGUGCUGGGGUGUCCAAGUUUCCUGGGGGUGCAGAGACUGUGUCCCAACCAUCACCACACACAGCUACUACCGCCAGCCAUGGCCAGCCGCCACACAGCAAGGACAGCAGCCCAACCCUCGAACCCUCCCUGGACGCCCGUGGGCUGGACAGGCUCGUGGCCCUCAGCAGCUUGUUCGCCCAGGACUUUGCUUCCAGCCCCAGCACCCACCACCGCUGCAGGACUCAGGGCGAACCAAGCUCUGAUUCACUGGAAACUUGCCUGCCCUCGGGUGGGAGUGAACAGGACAAGGUGGAGGUCUCCAACAGGACAGUGACGAGGCCUUGGCUGGACACUGUCCCUCUUACCUAUCCUCAGUGCCUCCGGCCCUCUGAGCCACCGACUGGGGUGGGGGUGGGGGGGACAGCCAACCCAUCUCCUGUCCUCCACACCUGGGACUCUCCUGGGCCACCCUCUGAUACUGGCUGCUCACAGGGACCCGGGCCCUCUGCCAGCUUCUUGCCCCAGUCCGAGCACAAGCUGCCCGGAGUGAAGGAGGCAAAUGGAGAGGGCAGGUGGGCCCACCCCAGGGAGGCCCAGCCAAGGCCUGAGGCUGGGCGAGAGGGAGCCAGUGCCCCCUCGGAGGUGCAGCUCGGGACUCCCCAGCUGGCAGCCCUGCUUUGCCUUUCGGCCAUCUUGGCCAUGGUCUUGGCCGCUGGCCUUUGCUACCUGCACACCCAGCGUUGCCGCAAGCAGACCCGGGUGUCCUUCGGGGAGCCUGCCCCAGACGCUGUUGCCAAGAGCGACAGCGGUGAGAGGCACGUCAGGCAGAUCCGGGGGAACGGGUGUGGUUGGCUGGGAGCCGAACACGACCGGAUCGCUCCCUCUGUGGGGAGUCGGAGAACAGUUGUCCGAGCAGCCCGCCGGCCCAGGCCCCUCUGUGGCCUCGCCAGACCCCCGGGGCUGGCGUGGCAGCCGGAGCAGCGCUCAUGA